AUGGCGCCCGCUCGCGCAAACUCGCCGCGUGCCACAGUGUCCGAGCGCCUCGUGCUAAUCCCCGCCGUCAUCAAGAACAGCACGACUGGGUACAAGUGCGUGACUUUCCACCGCGGCAAUAAGAAGUUCCAGGCGAAGGUGAAGGCUGGCGGCAAGCAUGUCUUCCUCGGCUCCUUCGACACCGUCGAAGAGGCGGCCACCGCCUACGCUCGCUCGGAGUACGGCCGCGCCGACGCCGCCAAGCUGCGGCAGCCUCGCGCUGCUCCCACUGUCGCUGGCGCCGAGGCGAUACGGCAGGCGGAGAGGGAGGGCCUGACUCUGGCUACGAGCAGCAACAACAGCACAGGCUACAAAGGCGUGACCUUCUGCCCGAAGCAGCGAAGCAGCAAGAAGUACAAGCUGUCGGUGUGGGUUGACGGCAGGAAUGUCACCCUCGCUGUUCAGCAGGCGGGGAGGGAGGGCCUUACACUGGCUACGAGCAGCAGCAGCAACAGCAGCUACAGGGGCGUGACCUUCUACCCGAAGGAGCGACGCAGCAAGAAGUACCAUCUGCACAUGAGGGUUGGCGGCAAGCAGAACUUUCUCGGCCGCUUCGCCACCGCCGAGGAGGCGGCACUGGCGCGCGCGCGGCACCUGUGGGACACGACCGUCCGACUGCUCGAGCCGCAGCCGCAGCAAGCACCGCCGCAAGGCACAGCAGGGCCGUCCGAGGCCAGCAGCUACGAGGAGGAGGACGGCUUCGACCCGGCGGACAUUGCCGACGCCGCGCGCCUGCAGCCGCGCGACCCGAACGGCUGGGGCGCCACGCGCUGCUGCAAGAGCCUCUUCCACUACCGUUGCCUGCACACUUGGCUCAACGACGACAGCGAGGUCGAGACGAGCUGCGGCAUGGAGCCGAUCAACACGGCCUGCCCUGGCUGCCGAGGCUUCGUGUCGAAGUCGGCGUCGCGGAUGCUGGCCUAG
This is a messenger RNA of Emiliania huxleyi CCMP1516, 963 nucleotides long. RefSeq lists its product as hypothetical. Bases 1 to 963 code for a protein of 320 amino acids. Gene Ontology annotation, biological process: regulation of DNA-templated transcription. NCBI's taxonomy places the organism in Eukaryota, Haptophyta, Isochrysidales, Noelaerhabdaceae. The transcript is spliced from 3 exons. Gene Ontology annotation, molecular function: DNA-binding transcription factor activity; DNA binding. The record is from RefSeq and is a predicted model, not a curated record.